Messenger RNA from Onychostoma macrolepis, 5067 nucleotides. RefSeq names its product DNA topoisomerase II binding protein 1 (gene topbp1). The coding region runs from base 265 to 4914 and encodes 1549 amino acids. The transcript is spliced from 30 exons. Lineage: Eukaryota; Metazoa; Chordata; Actinopteri; Cypriniformes; Cyprinidae. The record is from RefSeq and is a predicted model, not a curated record. Gene Ontology annotation, biological process: mitotic G2 DNA damage checkpoint signaling; mitotic DNA replication checkpoint signaling; DNA replication initiation.
AGAAACAGAAGUGAAGCGGAAGUUUUUUUCAGAGCUGAUGGCGCGAAUGUCUGGAAUAUGGCUUCACUGUCAUAGAUUUUCAAAAUAAAUAAGCUCAGCUAAUGAAUGAUCCUGCGGUCUAAUACAAGAGAUGUUUCUAUGUGUGUCUGUGCAGAAGUGAUAGAAACUAAGUUGAAAUGAGAUCAAACUCUUUUAGUAAUUAGUUUUAAUCCUCGAAAUCACCGCGCAGUAGCGCGAGAUUCUGUCUCGCGAUUAUAUGCCACCAUGUCAAAAGUCAACAAGGAGGCAUACAUUGUGAAAUUUAUUGAACACAAUGGACAGAAGAGUGAUCUGGCUCUCCGGGCCUAUAAGGCAAUAGUGGAACUGCAGUCUGAGAAAUAUGUGCAGACGCUGGAUGAGGAAGCCGCACUAGAGCUGGACCACAAUGACAAGUCCCUGUUUGUUUUCAGUGACUUCACCAGCACUGCCUUUGAUCACUUCAGGAGGCUGGGAUGCAGGAUCGUGAGUCCUCUCGUAGUGCUGUUUUGUCUGCAGAAGCAGAGAUGUGUGCCCAAAGCAGAGCAGCCCGUGUACAACAUGGCCAUGGCUGAUGUCACGGUCUCCUGCACCAACCUUGACAAAGAGGCACGGAGUGAAGUGAUGGAUCUUAUCCAGCUGAUGGGUGGACGGGUCUACCGUGAUCUCAAUGUGUCUGUUACUCACCUGGUGGCAGGUGAAGUGGGGAGUAAGAAAUACCUGGUGGCUGCAAGCCUUGGGAAGCCCAUUUUUUUGCCCAGCUGGGUGAAAGCAUGCUGGGAAAAGUCUCAGGAUAGUGUUUUCCAUCACUCUGAACUGAAUGCGGAGGACUAUCAGUGUCCAGUCCUGAAAGGCUGUACGGUGUGUGUGACUGGACUCUCUACUGUGGAGCGUAAAGAGGUUCAGAGGUUGUGUGAGCAGAAUGGAGGCACCUACACGGGGCAGCUCAAGAUGAAUGAGUGUACUCACCUUAUUGUCAGUGAACCCACAGGUCAGAAAUAUGAGUUUGCCCGUAAAUGGAACGUAUAUUGUGUGUCCAUGCACUGGCUGUUUGACAGCAUCGAGAAGGGCUUCUGUCAGGAUGAGGGCAGGUAUGCCGUGGAGCGUGGAAAGAAGAGAGCGGAGGAGAAUCCAGGCAGACCCAACACCUCCACUCCAACAGGACCCAACAGGAGCAAAGAGGAAGGUCCCUCACUUCUGGGAUUGAGCCAUAUUUCCAAUAUCAGUAUGAAUGUCAAUGAAACAGCCCUCACCACAGCAGGAAUCAGCCACAUAGAGACUCCUGAUCCAGUUGACUCGUUUGACAUUACUGUUUGUCGAGUUGAUGACCUGUUGGAUGGCUUUAAGUUAUAUCUAUGUGGCUUAUCAGGAAAGAAACUGGAGAAACUGCGGCGGAUGGUGAACUCUGCCGGAGGGCUGCGCUUCAACCAGCCCAGCCAAGAGCUGACACAUAUAGUGAUGGGUGAACCAGACCAAGGGGUCAAAGUAUUCCUUGACAAAGCCACUCACAGACCCCAUAUAGUGACCGUGCAGUGGUUACUGGACAGUUUCUCCCAUGGUUCCUUGCUCCCAGAGGAUGGCUACUUUCACCCCUCCUUUCUGCCCCCUGCCCCAGCCGCUGUUGAUAUGCCUGCUCCUCACAAAGCUGCCCCCCGUGCCUCCAGACCCUCUGUAGCUCCCCCUCCUGCCCCUAGUCCAGGCCGACAAGCCAGAGCAGAGGAAGACCUGCUAUCACAGUACAUGGAGAAUGAUCAGACUGUGGUGGAGCUGCCUCAGGCCACUAAUAGUACCAGCAGCAGGCAGAGCUUUUUGCUUCCAGAGCCUCCACCUGCAGUGAAGGACUCAACCUUGGUUGAAACCUCAGAGGGCCUUUUUGCAGGGAAGCGUUUUAUCUUGGUUGGUUUUGGAGCUGAGGCUGAAGCGCAGCUCUCAGAGCUAGUCAUGGAAAACUCUGGGAAGAUCUUGGUCGGCCGCUCGAGAGCUGUGGCGCAUUAUGCCAUCGUGCCACUGUUGGGCUGUGAUGUGGAGGCUACAGUAGAUGAGGUCGCGACAGAUACCUGGCUGGCCAUGUGUGUGGAGCAGCAGUGUGUUUUGCCACUACCUUCUCAUCCUCUGUUCACUCCAGUAGCAGUGAGAGACGGCUUCUCUCCUCUGAAAGGCUGUGUGCUGUCUGUCAGUCAGUUCACUGGAGCUGAGCGAGAGUCUCUUAUUCAGCUUGCCAAACACCUGGGGGCAAGUGUUCAGGAUUACUUUGUGCGGACUGCUAAUCAAAGAAAAGGAAUGCUGGCCAGCACUCAUUUGGUACUCCAGACUCCUGAGGGCACAAAGUACCAGGCUGCUCAGAAAUGGGGUCUACCUGCAGUCGCAAUCCGCUGGGUUUUAGAGUCUGCCAGAACAGGGAAGCGUGCUGAUGAAGGACGAUACCUGGUUGACCUGCCUCCCUCACCAGAGCGAACUGAGGACAGUUUUAUCGGAGCAUCUCAGAAAGACCCGCCACCACUGCGCCUCCUUCAGCGCUCUCCAGAGCUACCACUACUAGGUCCACAAAAUAGUGCUGCCAUCACCCCUCUGGACACGGCUCGCUUUCAGAGCCGCACUGUCCGCUCAGCAGUCAGGAAGUUGAGACAGGGAGAGGAGGAGCAGGUGGAUGUUGCCACCCCAGGACAGGAGGAGGCCAAAGGAGCCCUGCAGAAAGACUCUUCCCUCCAACUAGACACUCCCUCUCGGUUCCUGAGCAGAGACAAACUCUUCGGACCCUCCUUUAACACAAAGGAUGUGUUUGACCAUUUGCAGACUCCUGGUAAUAAUCCUCAGCAAGGUCAGGGGGCUGAGACUCCUCUGUCAGAGGUCAUUGAGAGGAACCUUAAAGCUGCAGUUGCCAACAGCAAUCGCAGUCAUGUCACAAGCCUCGCAGCCAUGACUGCCAGUCCACAACUGGGAAAAGAGCCUGAACCUGAGGUGGAGCAGAAGGCUGCAGCUCCUCUUAGUGGGGUGGUGGUGUGUGUAAGCAAGAAAUUAAGCAAGAAACAGAGUGAACUCAAUGCAGUGGCCGCCUCACUAGGCGCAGACUUCAGGUGGUCGUGUGAUGACUCUGUGACUCACUACAUCUACCAGGGUAAAGUGGGAGACAACAGUAAAGAAUACAAAGCUGUCAAAGAGAGAGGACUACAUAUAGUGUCACAACACUGGCUACAGGCUUGUGCAGAUGAGCAGAAGCAUGUGUCUGAGUCACUCUACCCUUUUACAUUCAACCCCAAAAUGAGCCUCACCAUGAGUCAGGUGGCAGAUAGCACUCAGAGGUCACCUCCUCCUCCCACCCCCCGCACCAGACUCAGGGCAUUUACAGAGAAUGAGGAAACCAGGCUUAGUCCUGUUGACAGCAUCACGGACAUCUCAACCCCUCAGCGUGUCAGUGUGGGAGAGCCUGAGAAAGAUCAGACCAUCAGCACUGAAAGAAAUCUCACAGAAACACUUGAGAUGAGAGAGAGUCUUCAAAGGCAACUUCAAGAGAUCAUGUCUGCUACUAAACUGACCAGCGGUCGUCGAGGCUCCUCGCGGUUGGCCAGAACAGGCUCUGGGGGACUAGACUCACCCCACACCCCGGACAGCCUGGGGCGAAUAGGAAGACGCAGCCGUACUUUAGAGGCCCUACGAAUGUCACGUCAAGUAGCUGUGGACCUGAACACAGAGCCGUCUCAGAGUGAGCAAAUCGUGUGGGAUGACCCCACAGCACGAGAGGAGAGAGCUAAACUGGCUGAUAACCUGCAGUGGCCUGGUAGCCCCUCCCAGCACUCUGAAACCCUCGCCAUCGUCCCACCGCCCCCCUCUGACCACACAGCCAGGGACUCCAUGACUGACUCUGAACUUGUGGAAAUGGCUGCAUUUGAAGUCAUUGAUGCACAGCUGAAGCCAAAGGUGACCCCACCUCCAGCCGACACGCUACAGAACCCUGAAACACCUGAAGCACCUACUCUUGCAUUCCCCACCUCUAAACCUGUAGUUCCUUCCCUUCCACAGAUUGAAGAAAAAGAGGAGGUCAAGGAUCCUCCACGAUUCUUGCUGUCUUCAUUGAACCCACAGGAACGCAUCGACUACAGUCAUCUCAUAGAAGAGCUAGGUGGAGUUGUGCUGGAGAAGCAGAGUUUUGAUCCCAGCUGCACUCAUGUGAUUGUUGGUUAUCCUCUGAGGAAUGAGAAGUAUCUGGCAGCAAUGGCAGCAGGCAAGUGGAUUCUUCACCGCUCAUAUUUGGAGGCCUGUCGUGCAGAAGGACACUUCAUAGAGGAGGAGCAGUACGAGUGGGGCAGCAGCUCCAUCCUGGACGCUCUGCCAUCCAUCAACUCUCAGCAGAAGAGACUGGCACUGGCAGCCAUGCGAUGGAGGAAAACACUACAAGGCAGCUCAAACAAGGAGGGUGCAUUCGGCGGCUGGACUGUGAUGCUGAAUAUUGACCAGGCCAGAGAGGCUGGAUUCAGACGGCUGCUGCAGUCCGGGGGAGCCGAGGUGUUGCCAGACCCUUCUCCUUCGCUGUUUAAAGAGACAACUCACCUCUUUGUGGAUUUUAGUCGGUUAAAACCAGGUGACGUCAGAGUGGAUGUCAGUGAAGCUGCAGCUCAAGGGGUCAAAUGUCUAAAACCAGAGUACAUUGCUGAUUACCUCAUGCAGGAGCCUUCUCCUUCAAUGGAUGCUUACUAUCUUCCUGGUGCAGCUACGGAUGAUCUAGAAAAAGUUCAAGAUACAUCUUCACGCAAACGGAAAGCCUCUGGGGAAAUGUCCACAUUGAAGAAGAGUCGUUUCCUGUUUGACCCCCGGUGUAAUGCCUCCUUACGAAAGACAUCAGAAUCAUGUGUCCACAGCAACCGUUCCGUUUCUAAUGGCAACAAGUGCACAGAUUUCUUUUGAUGCUGCUGCUGUCUGACUGAAGUAUGCAUGGAAUCCCUUGAUGCCUGUCGCACACAUUCACUUUGUGCCAUAACUGGAUUUGCUUGAGAAGUCUGGUGGCCUAUAUGGGCAUGUAAAUGAUUUACCCUGGUCAUGGCUAAGCCUGCCACCAGC